This is a messenger RNA of Ipomoea nil (Japanese morning glory), 1818 nucleotides long. RefSeq lists its product as uncharacterized. The transcript is spliced from 4 exons. NCBI's taxonomy places the organism in Eukaryota, Viridiplantae, Streptophyta, Magnoliopsida, Solanales, Convolvulaceae. The record is from RefSeq and is a predicted model, not a curated record. The coding region runs from base 1 to 1818 and encodes 605 amino acids.
AUGGAUCGGAGUUGGAUGUAUGAGAAACGCACUACACUCAAAUUUAUACAAGGGGUUCAAGAGUUUAUACAAUGUGCUGAAGAAAAUAGAAACAAAAAGGCGGAAGAUUUUAUAACGUGCCCAUGUUGUGAUUGUAAAAUUUUUAGAAGAUAUCGUAGUUCUGAGGAAGUGAAGAUCCAUUUGAUACGCCGUGGCUUUAAGGAAAGGUACGAGCAAUGGAUAUGGCAUGGUGAAAGCUUACCUCCUAGUACAAGUGUUAGUAAGAAUGAAGCUCAGGCAUAUAGUGAAACUCAUGCAGAGAAUGAAACUCAUGUUAGCAAUGAUAAGGGUGAUGAAAUUAAUGACCGAAUAGAUGAAAUGAUGUGUGAUAUGCAAGAAGAUUUUAGUGAAAUGCCUACUGAAUUUAAAUGUUUGUUUGACAAUGCUGAAAAACCUUUGUUCUCUGGGUGUACCAAAUUUACCAAAUUAUCAGGUGUGCUUAAAUUAUAUAAUUUAAAAGCAAAGAAUGGAUGGAGUGAUAAGAGUUUCACGGGAUUAUUAGAAAUACUAAAAGACAUGCUUCCUAGUGAAAAUGAAAUUCCAAUUUCAACCUACGAAGUAAAGAAGUUGUUGUGUCCGUUGGGUAUGGACAUUGAGAGGAUACAUGCAUGUCCAAAUGAUUGUAUAUUGUAUUGGAAAGAAUACAAAGACUUGCAUGUGUGUCCAAAGUGUAGCUCAUCACGUUAUAAAAUGAAAAAUGUUGGUGAUGUGUGUAAGGAUAAGAAAGGUCCAGCAGCGAAAGUUUUAUGGUAUUUACCUGUAAUACCAAGAUUUAAACGCAUGUUUGCUAAUCCAAGGGAUGCAAAAAAUUUACAAUGGCAUGCUAUUGGGAGGAAAGACGAUGGAAAACUAAGACAUCCAGCCGAUUCACCACAAUGGAGGAAUAUUGAUAGGAGGUGGCCUGAAUUCGGUAGUGAAAACAGGGAUCUUAAACUUGGAUUGUGUACUGAUGGAAUGAAUCCUCAUGGUAACAUGAGUAGUCAACACAGUACUUGGCCUGUCCUUUUAGUAGUCUACAAUCUUCCACCUUGGUUGUGUAUGAAGCGGAAAUACAUCAUGUUAUCAUUGUUAAUAUCAGGGCCUAAACAACCAGGAAAUGACAUAGAUGUAUAUCUAGCGCCACUUAUUGAAGAUUUAAAAAUGUUGUGGAAUGAAGGUGUGUCGGUGUAUGAUGCUUAUAGUCGAAGCAGUUUUACCUUACGUGCAAUGAUCUUUUGCACCAUAAAUGAUUUUCCAGCUUAUGGUAACCUAUCAGUUUAUACUACUAAAGGAGCUAAGGCAUGUCCUAUUUGUGAAGAUGGAACAUCCAAUUUAUGGUUGAGUAACAGGCAUUUCGAUCUGUUCCUGCACGAAGCACUAGAACGAUUCAUUGGAAAGAAUGCAGAGUAUGAAGUUAAAGUUAAAGUAUUUGAAGAUGCACCCUACUCCAUCAAUGAAAUAGAUGAAGUUCGUGAGUUGUGGGCACAUUACUUUAGUAAAGAGUGCGUUAGUGAUGGAAAGAUCGGUAGUCGAAAUGAUGGUUAUGCAAAGGUUGAAAUACCAAAUCAUAUGUUAUUGUCAUCAGAAGGGGAUCAUAUUGAAACAAUUGUGAGAAAUACAUUUCCUAUGUUUGUGAAUCAAAAUUCUAACCCGGAACAUCUUCAAGGUCGUGCUAUAUUAGCACCAACCCUAGAUGUGGUCAACUCAGUUAAUGAAUAUAUGAGUGCGUUGCAUACUGCUGAAAACAGGACAUAUUUUAGUUUUGACGCAGUAUGCAAAGCGGAUGCCAACAACGUAUAA